GCGACAGACCGUGUUCCGCGCCGCAGCACACAUCUUCUCCAGCGGAAGAAUGCAGCAUAAACCCAUAGUUUCAGUGUGAUGGAGAUGCCCAGUGGAUGAGCGCCAGUGCACUUAGUCAUGGGAACAUCGCAUUUACAUCCAUCUGCAUUUUAGUUAGCUGCCGGUGGUCCUGUUAUGCAACAUGCAGCCCUGGAGUUACUGGAAGAGUCCUGUGAGUGGGCCUUCCUGAAACCAGGGAGUUUCCAAGCCCACCCAUGCCUGUCAUUCCCAUUCCACGGAGGGUCCGCUCCUUCCAUGGCCCUCAUACUACCUGCAUGCACUCUGCCUGUGGCCCGGCGCGCACCGCCCAGCUCGUACGCAGCAAAUACAACAACUUUGACCUGUACCUGAAGUCUCGAUGGAUGUAUAGUUUCAUCCGGUUCCUUCUCUAUUUUGGCUGCAGUCUUUUAACCUCCCUCCUCUGGGUGGCACUAUCUGCACUCUUCUGCCUGCAGUACAUCAGCGUGCGAAUUUUCCUUCGCCUUCAAUACAAGCUGUCCGUCAUUCUACUGCUGCUGGGUCACCGCCGGCUGGACUUUGGCAUCGUCAAUGAUCUGUUUAUAUACAGCAUGCAUGUUACCAUGUUUCUGAUCGGAGGCCUGGGAUGGUGUUUCAUGGUUUUUGUUGAUAUGUGAAGUUCGGACUGGUUGAAUGAUCACUGUGUUGAAUGACACUCCGUUUGAUUUGCUUUCUGAGCAUGCAACAUUUACACAUCUUGACAAAACUGAGAACAUGUGUGUAACACUAUUAAAAAGAGCUGAAAUCCUUUUCCACAGCUUGCUUCUCAUUCCAGUGUAAGAAAAAUGUUAUGAGCGUGUAUGUUUUUUUUUUUGUUUUUUUUUAAUAUUAAUUAAAUGUGUUGUGUGUUGUAUUCUAACACUGUGCUAGGGAAAUAGGAUUUACGUUUUGUUUUUAAUGUCAGUAAACCAAUGUUUCAUAUAUUUUUAUAUCUGCAUGUGCCUCUUAUGUUUUCUUUUGAGAAGGUGCUAUUUAAUCUAGGUUUUUCUUCCUUCCAUUCUCAUGCAGAAAUAUCCUUCGCUAAUGGCCACUUUCAGCUUACUUGCAGUGUGCAGACCAUAUUAUUAGUAUGGUGCCAAUCAGAGCAUGAGUCUAAUGCCCCAUGUUGCAUUAGUGUGGUGUUAUUGGCGCCAGCCUGGCAUGAAAGUAAAGUGAGUGAGUACAAUCUCCUAUUGUUUGAGGAUCAAACAUCAUAUGCCUCACACUUGGCCAAGCAUGCUCUUUUGUUCUGAAACUGAAUGGACACCAGUGACAGUUCAGACAAACCAUUGUACAGCCCAACCCAGAAGGAUCAAAGCCCUGAUGAACUGACACAUGUACAGCUGCCGGAUGACUGGAGUAUCACCUGUGUCAAAGGGAGGGACACAUAUCUACAACUGCAGACCUGCUCAAAUAGUUGUUGUGAUGUAGCACAGUUCAGUAACAUCUCAGGAACAGCGUCAAAACACUAUGAAUAAAAACUGCAAAUCUUA
Carassius gibelio (silver crucian carp) is the source of this 1529-nucleotide messenger RNA. Its product is annotated as transmembrane protein 250. The coding region runs from base 255 to 674 and encodes 139 amino acids. The transcript has 2 exons. NCBI's taxonomy places the organism in Eukaryota, Metazoa, Chordata, Actinopteri, Cypriniformes, Cyprinidae. The record is from RefSeq and is a predicted model, not a curated record.